Aspergillus ochraceoroseus IBT 24754 is the source of this 2211-nucleotide messenger RNA. Its product is annotated as Nrd1 complex RNA-binding subunit. The transcript has 7 exons. Gene Ontology annotation, molecular function: RNA binding. The record is from RefSeq and is a predicted model, not a curated record. Gene Ontology annotation, cellular component: nucleus. The coding region runs from base 1 to 2211 and encodes 736 amino acids. NCBI's taxonomy places the organism in Eukaryota, Fungi, Ascomycota, Eurotiomycetes, Eurotiales, Aspergillaceae.
AUGUCUUCCGCAGUAGCAGAACUGGAUAAUUACCUCCAGUCUAUGCUGGCCCUUAAAGCUCCAGGUGUUUCGGGCUCUAAAAUCAACAGUAUCACGUCACUCUGCACAGCCAACGUUCAGAACGAAUCCGUCCUCAUCCAGAAAAUCUAUACACAUUUCAAGAAGGCACCAGGAACACACAAGUUGGGCGUACUCUAUGUCGUAGACUCUGUAACUCGACAGUGGGUAGAUGCAGCGCGCAAGGCAGGCCAACCAUCCGGUAGUGCUGCGCCUGACGGGACCUUUGCCGCUGGUGUUAACAGAGUGACCGAACUGUUACCCGUCUUGAUGACUGAUAUCAUAAACAAUGCUCCCGAAGAUCAAAAGGAAAAAAUCAAGAAGCUGGUCGACAUUUGGGAACGUGGAUACACUUUCCCCGCGCCCAUGCUUGCGUCUUUCAAGGAAAAACUAAACGCGCCCCCAUCUCACAAUAUUGAGUCAACCACUCCGGAAGGCUCUCCAGCGCCCAACCAUGUGCCGCUUGGGGGCCUGCAGCAGCAAUUGCCAACUAAUGGUGCGGCAGCGGCAGCGCCUACUCAAGCAACACCGGACACUUCCAGUAUAUUGAAAGCCUUAGCGGAUAUGGCUAAGCAGAACACCGCUGCUCCCGCAGCCCCUGCCAUGGCCGCUCAGACUAAUCCUCUUAGUGCAUUAGGUCAGCAGAGUACAGUUUCGCAGCCCGUGUCAUCAUCCGUAGACCAGGCUUCACAAUCCCAGAGUGGGCAAGCUGGCGUAAACCCAUAUGGAGCUAUGACCGCGCCGUUCGCGGCUUUGAGUAAUGUGGCUCAGAAUCCUGCCCUGGUUCAGCCACAGAGCCAGAGUCAUACUCCAAACCCAUUAACUGCUGCACAAAACCCACUUGCUGCGUUGCUGCCACAGGCAACCGCAGCCCCAGCACAGCCUCCCAGUCUAGCGCCCGAUGCUCUACAGCAACAGCUCCAGCUUUUGCAGCUGCUGGCUGCGCAGGGGAUCCCGCAGGACCAGUGGGCGACUGCCCUUCAAAUUCUUAGUCUCUCCGGUGCCGGUGCCGGUGGCAUGCCCAAUGUUAAUGCCGGCCAGACCCCCGGAUUUAAUCUCCCGGGUCAGAAUGUGAACGCCUGGGGCGCCCAUCCAGACUCGCAGUCACGUGAUUUUGACCGGGACCGCGAGCGGGAUCGCGAGUUUAUGCGUUCGCCCCCCGGCGGAUAUCGUCGUCGCUCUCGAUCUCCUGGCUGGGACAGACGUCGUGAGGCAUCUCCCCCCCGCCGUCGGGAUAGUCCUGUCUAUGGAGAGUAUCAUGGCGAUUCGCCCGGUCGCAGAGGCGCAGAUCCUCGUGGUCGACGAGGCAACGAGUAUCGCCAGCGUAGUCCUCCCGGACGUCGACGCCGUUCUCCGUCUCCCCGCAAGGACCCAGCCCUCCCCCCACCAGGGCCCAAGUUUCUUGAAUGGGAUUAUUCUAUCGGGCAAGGUAAUAUCAAGGUCUUGAGUCGAACUCUGUUCGUCGGUGGUGUAACGGCACCAGAGGCUCAUCUGCGCUCACUGUUCGCCAAAUUUGGUGUUGUGCAGACAUGCAUUGUCAACAUUGACAAACGACACGCUUUUAUCAAGAUGAUCAGCCGACAGGAUGCGAUCAACGCUCGUGAAGGAAUGGAAUCGUACAAGGCUGGGGAUAUGCAGCUCAGGACUCGUUGGGGAGUUGGUUUCGGACCCCGUGACUGCAGUGAUUAUCAGACUGGUGUCAGCAUUAUCCCUAUCGAGAGGUUGACAGAGGCGGACCGAAAGUGGAUGCUUACUGCCGAAUACGGUGGUACUGGAGGAAGGUCCAUUGAAUCCGGCAUGGUUGUUGAGGAGCCAGAUAUCGAAAUUGGCGCUGGAGUUUCAUCCAAAGCAAUUAGCAGACGCAUUGCAACCGAUACUGGCGGCAAACGCGGCCCAAUUUCCUCUCGCGCACAGCAGGACCGUCCUCGCCGCCCAGAGCGUGAAGGGCCUCCAAUGGGCAUGGGUGUGGGGGGUCAACCUGACCGUGACGCGUCCAACAUGAACAACGUUGGCGUCCCACCGGCAGUUCCUGGCUUUGGCUUCUCCUUCCCGGGUAUGCCCAUGUUCCCUCCUGGCUUCAUGAUGGGAGGAGCACAAGCUGGGGCAUCAGGCAGCACUACACAGCCACCACCGCCUGGCCAAGGAGGUAACUAA